AUGCAGCCCGCGGUUCCGAUGCUGACACUGAAAUUUGGCAACUCAGUGAUGUUGGAGAACUAUGGACACCUCUGCUUCCUAGGUCUCCUUCUGUCAAAGCCAGACCUGAUCAUGUUUUUGGAGCAAGAGAAGCAGUUCUGGGAUGCAAAGAGAAAGGAGACUGUAGGCUUCCAUCCAGGUAGGUGAGAAUGAAUGAGGCAGAUGACAGAGGGGAGGUCCAAGUCUGAAGGAGGAAGGUAGACCUUAAGCUGUGGUUCGAGUAGCUCUCCUUGAAUGAAGGUUAGUUGGAGACAUGCCCAGUUUUAUC
Mustela erminea (ermine) is the source of this 307-nucleotide messenger RNA. RefSeq names its product putative protein ZNF720. The record is from RefSeq and is a predicted model, not a curated record. Gene Ontology annotation, biological process: regulation of DNA-templated transcription. The coding region runs from base 1 to 186 and encodes 61 amino acids. NCBI's taxonomy places the organism in Eukaryota, Metazoa, Chordata, Mammalia, Carnivora, Mustelidae. The transcript is spliced from 3 exons.